Kluyveromyces lactis is the source of this 4365-nucleotide messenger RNA. RefSeq names its product Ecm5p (gene ECM5). Gene Ontology annotation, cellular component: nucleus. The record is from RefSeq and is a predicted model, not a curated record. Gene Ontology annotation, molecular function: DNA binding; histone H3K4me/H3K4me2/H3K4me3 demethylase activity. Gene Ontology annotation, biological process: chromatin remodeling. NCBI's taxonomy places the organism in Eukaryota, Fungi, Ascomycota, Saccharomycetes, Saccharomycetales, Saccharomycetaceae. The transcript has a single exon. Bases 1 to 4365 code for a protein of 1454 amino acids.
AUGGAGCAUAAACAGAUUUCCUCACUGCCAAGUAAUUCUGUUUCGUUAUUAUUGAAUCCAGCUCAAACGACCAUAUCGUACGCCAAUGACGAAAGAAAACACGUAAUAGAUAAGGGAGAAACCUCCAGUCAUUCUACCACUUCUAAAAAUAAGUUUACUACCAAUUCAGUCGCAGAAGCGCUGAUACCGAAAAUCCCAGUGCCCGACCAGUUUGAAAACAACCAUUCCAAGACGACUCUUCCGAGGAAAGUUAUAGACGGUCAAUCAGCCUCUACUUCUUUCACACAAAAUAACAACUCUCACAACCCAUAUUUGUAUACGCAACACAGGACGAGAUCUAAUGCACCUUUCGAUCCACUCCAAAUUCAUUGUGGAAAGGUUAUCAAUAAUGCCAGGGUUGUGAGUGAGGGUACCAUAUCAGGAAUUCAUUAUACAGUUCAAGAGGGAUCGAUCCCUACUAUCACGGUCAAGGGAAACACGGAUGAUUUUCCCACGCCAUUUGAACUUUAUAGAAUAAUGGAACCACUUGGCAAACAAUUCGGUGCUGUCAAGAUUGACUUUAAUCAUUGUGAUAACUCACCCUUCAAUGCCUUUAAUUUGGACACAGAGAACUUUUGGUUCAAGCCUAGAAAGCAGCAUACAAACUCAUAUGAUGUAGAACUACAGAAAAGACUCAAGCUCCACCAUGAUUUAUACUGCUUUCAUAAGGGAAAAAAAGAUAUAAAGGGAAAUCCAACACUAGGCAAAAUUCCAAGUAUAGACAAGAGGACGUUAGAUUUACACAGGCUACGAUCCUGUGUUCAACUGAGAGGGGGCUUCGACACUGUUUGCCAAAAAAAGUUAUGGGCCCAAAUAGGAAGAGAACUUGGAUACUCAGGAAGGAUUAUGAGCUCUUUAUCAACGUCUUUAAGAUCUGCCUACCUUAAAGUGUUUUCUGAAUUUGAUGCUUAUGAAAGACAACAUAAGCAAGCAGCAAGCCACCAGGUGAUAAGCAGUGAUAUGUCCAUACAACAAAACAGCUUUUACAAUACUAUGAAAAGAACUCUAGAAGAAGAUCAUCGUGAUGCCCUCAAUCCUAACCAACAGACAGGUCCACCUGUAAAGAUAGCACAUAUUGAAAAUAGAAUAAACAAUGAGUUCGGUGGUUCCGGUAAGGAGUAUUUUAGAAUGAGAGAUAUACUAGAUGCAAAAGGGUUUACGACUAGAUUUGGAUCUGUCACUGAGCAGAAAGUUGGAUUGACAGAUGCCAAUGAGUCUACACUACCUGGUUACAAUUUUAGUCUAUGGAACAAUCAACUAGAGAUAUAUGACAAAUCUAUGUACGAGUGGAAGAACUCGCCUAUCUACAAUUUGAGACAAUAUCACGAGAAAGCUGAACGACAUCGUGAAAUUGUCAAUUCAACAGUAGAGGAAUUAUUUCCACACCUUUCUCAUGUUGGAAAAGAAAUAUCACUACUUGAUUUUGAAAGGCUGUAUUAUACAAUUUUGAAAGAGGAGUCCUUGUCAUUCGAUGUUGAUACAGGGAUAGAUUUGCCUACGAUAGUGCAUGGAAGCACUUUCUCAACAUCGAAGAUGGCGAGUUCCGACGAAACGAAACGUCUUAUAGAUGCCUGGAAUUUAAAUACAAUAAACCUUUCUGAAAAAUCCCUCCUUCAAUACCAAGAUCUCGAUUUUGGAAACCUGGCAGGUGGUAAAAUUGAUGUAGGCAUGAUGCUCUCUACUUCUGGUUGGGCUCUAGAAGACGAAUUCUUACCCUUACUUGAUUUUUCCUAUUUGGGAUCAUCGAAAGUAUGGUAUUUUGUCCCUCCUCAGUAUCGAAAUUCUCUUGAGGCCCUUUUUGAUGAUAUACGUAAUAAAAAAGAAGUGAAAUCUUCUGAUCAGUUUGAAGCGGACUUCACUGAGUCAGAUUUCUUUCAGAGCUUUCAAGAAACUAACUUUUUGGAUCAACAUAAAACUUCUCGCAAAAGAAGCAUUAAUCAUAUGUUUCUGAAAAAUUUAGUCCAAGAUAAGCAUAAUUCUUAUACACCCAAUGACUUUCAAAUCUCAACUUCUGAACUCUCAGCUUCUCAUAUCAGAUAUUUCAAAGUUAUUCAAGAUCCGAAGACAUUUAUUAUGAAAUAUCCACAAGUCUAUUCAACUUCAAUUAGUUCAGGAUUUCAAAUAUCAGAAAAAUCUUUGUUUGCCCCUGAAGAAUGGGUGAACAAUAUUCCCGACGCUGAAUUAUGGAGAGCUGAGAAUAAACUUCUACCCUCUAUUCUUCCCUUCCAGUUUUUUGUUAAUAUCGUUGAAAGCUCGAAUGAUAGAGAUCUCUUAAAAAGAGUUACGCCAUUGUUGAUGAAUCUAAUUAAGGAUGAAUUGCAUUUUAGAUCUUUAGUGCCACAUCAUAUACCCCGUGUCUCUAAUAAAUUCGAUCCAAUAUCUGACAUAGAUCUUUCUCCCUGUGGUGGGUCAAAGAUUGUUAUUGCUAAUGAUUUCGAUUGUGUGACCAUUUCAGUCAAACAAUUCCUCGAGCUGGAAAAGAAACUUAUCGAUCUAGGGGACUCAAAAGUUGAGCUGCAUGAGUAUUAUUCAGAAUCUUAUUUAAAAGGACUGAUUUCAAGAUUUAGCAACGAGAACCUACAAACACAAACUGCCACGGAUCGUGAACCGUCAUUGUUAAGAAGGAUAGAAUCACUGAAAGCUGAAACCAAUAAUGACUCUAAAAUUACCUUUAAUGAGUUGAACAGAUUACUAUUGACUUGUGAAGAUGGGAACAACGAAGAAUACCUGCCAUUGAAGGAGGUUAUCAAAGAAUCUCAAAGAAUCAUGAAUGAAUGCCAAGAUAUACUAGAAAGAGCAGAGGUGUUUAAAUCAGAGAAAUUUCAUCUAGAAGACUCAUUUGCUAUGAGGAGAUUAGAGGUUCCACAUUUUGAUGUCACUAUUGAUGAACUGAAUUCAGUUUGCCGAGAGUUAAAUAAAUCCUAUGUGAGAAUCGAAAUAGGCGACAACGUUAAAAUAUUAGUGAGUACCUUCACAAAAUUCCAAAAGGAAGCACAGCUCAACCUAGAUUCUGAUGACCUGACACAGCUUAAGAAGAUAUAUGCGAAUGGUUUAUCCCUAGGUGUCCGCUCUAAGUACUUGGAAAUUUACGCUGAUAAGAUAACAAAACUUCAAUGGCUUAAUGUUUAUGAAAAUGUUUUUGUUAACCACACAGUCAUUGCAGAUGAUGCAAAGGCUGAAAAUUAUUCGCUGACGUCCAUGCGCUCCUACCUUUCACUUGGCGUUGAAUUGUUUGGAGAUCUGAGGCUAACAGAGUUAGAAACAGUUGCAGAUGAAUUAAAGAACGGCCAAUCCGUUAUGACAUUAUCGCGGAAACUUUUAGCUGACAAGACUCACCGUAUGAAAGUUACAGAACUAGAAGAACUUGUUCGAAAGGCAAACUCACUCCUGAUACCAUGGGGCUCUUCCUUGAAAGUACAUUUGGAAACCAUUUCAAAAACCAUCACAAACGCUCGUUCGAUCUUACUACCGAUGCAGAAGCGAUUGUCUACCAAUGAAGCUCACAUAUCAGCAUUUGAAACUGCAAUCAGUGCGGGAAAUCUCACUGACACCGCUAUCCUGAAGAAUUUCGAUGGAUCGGAGGACGAUAAAAGGUUAACCCAAACGGAAGCAAUACAAUCUUUGGAACACCCACUCUAUUCAAAACAUAUGAAAUCGACAAAAUUAUGGCAACAAGAGUUCAACAAAGUUUUCGUUACCGGGAAAGCAGGUCUAAAGGCAUUAUUAAAGAAAGCCGGACAAUGUUGGGACCCAACUGAUCUUUACAGCUCUACAGAAGAAAAUAACAAUAAAUACUGUUUUUGCAGGCGAGGCGAUAACGGUAACGUCAUGGUACAAUGUGAAAUAUGCAGCGAAUGGUACCAUACUUCAUGCAUCAAUGGCGGGAAAUGGCUUCUUCCGGAAGACGAUGGAACCGUUUUCUGCUGCGAAAUAUGCUUGCAUCGAACUGGUAACUCGCCCACAGGAACCAUCUCGUUGGAUCAAAUUCGAAUGCUGGUUCUACAAUCAGGGAAACUUUCCAUCUUACCAGAAAGGGCCUUAAUUUUGGACUUGUUCGAGUUAUUUAAGCUAUCUGACACAUAUUUUGCCGAAGCAAACCAAAUGAUGUUCACAUUGGAACAAUCCAAAAUGGAAACUACAAAUACUUCUUUGCAAGAACUAGUGAAAAAGGUAAAGUUCCACCUUCGCAAGAUAUUAGGUGCAGGCGUAACAAUGCCCGAUAUCACCAACAGGAUGACAGAGUAUUGCAGAUACAGUGAUGAACUGAAGACCAGAGAAAUCUUGAAGUCCAACAUAAAGAUCAUCUCCGGAUACCCGGAAAAAUAG